CUGAGUCUUUGUGGUUGACUAGGUUUUCCAUCAAUCCGUGCCUGCCAUCUGGUAUCCAAAAUGGAGCGUACGACUGCCAUAUCAAACAAGUUCCGAGCAGCGGCUGGGCUCCUGGUUGCUGUUCUUUUCAUGUCGUCGCCGAGCGGAGUACGGGGACGUGCAGCAGCAAGAAAUAAAAUAACACCGAAUUGCAUGGCAAGCGACAACAUUACCGCUUGUGUAUGUAAGGAAUCAGAAACGGCAAGCCUACGAAAGGACGGGCAGAGUGACAGCGCAACUCUCUCCGAGUCCAUCAAUAGUGUCACCAUACAAUGUCCCACCACUGGUGAUUUCAAAUUUGUACCCUCGACAGUAACUGAUGUGUGCACAGCAGAGGAAACAAACAUGACUCUGAAGACGUGUGAAGGGGACAACAAUAACAAAAAGACAUCUCCUAUUACAGCUUUUCUGGUCGACGUUGAUGGAAGCAACGCACCGGAAUGGACUGUCGCAACCCCCGAGUCAAAGACACACUCUCUGACACUCCCGGCAGAAAACUUCCCUCGCGUAGACAAAAAAUUCUUCGCAGGCUGCUUGAAAACGAGUUCAAGUCGUCAGAGAAACGCCGAUGUCGAGUGUUUGGUGAAAGUUGACGUCAAAGCGAGGACCUCUGCAGUGAGGGACGGCGUCCUCAUUUGCGCGUACGGAGACAAAAGCAACACAUCUGUUCCUGAAGUGACGCUGAACGCAGAGAACAAUUCCCUGACUAUCCAGUGUGGUGAGGAGGGAGAGAUGCAGCCCGACCCAAAAUCUCUGACAGCUUACCACUGCACGGACACCAACAUAGAGAACUGCAAGACCGUCGUGAACCUCACUGAGGUCAUGCCCAGUUUCGCAAAGAGCUGGUGGACAGAGGAUGACAAGAACGGGAAGGCACCUAAACUGGUGAUUCCUGAAGGUGGCUUCCCUGCUCAGGAAGAAACGAUCGUGCUGGGUUGCAACGUAAGAAGCAAGGUUUCUUCGAAGGGGCAGAAAGAGCAAGCGAACACAACCGCGACGUUGCCAACAUGCAGAGUGAAGGUGACACUCACUGCUCAGCCCGCAGCCUCACACGCCCCGACGCCUUCGUGCCUCGGAUUGAUUGCGGUGGUUUUCACUCCCUUUGUUUCUUUCGGUGCAUACUGA
Messenger RNA from Toxoplasma gondii ME49, 1164 nucleotides. It is a transcript of the gene SRS36D, whose product is annotated as SAG-related sequence SRS36D. The transcript has a single exon. The record is from RefSeq and is a predicted model, not a curated record. Lineage: Eukaryota; Apicomplexa; Conoidasida; Eucoccidiorida; Sarcocystidae. The coding region runs from base 61 to 1164 and encodes 367 amino acids. Gene Ontology annotation, cellular component: membrane.